This is a messenger RNA of Heterocephalus glaber (naked mole-rat), 2347 nucleotides long. NCBI's taxonomy places the organism in Eukaryota, Metazoa, Chordata, Mammalia, Rodentia, Bathyergidae. The record is from RefSeq and is a predicted model, not a curated record.
GCCAUUGUCCUGGGGUGUCUCCGUAGAACAGAAUUUAAGAUUUGGAAAUUCCGUGCAGGCCACUUUUGGAUUUAGCCUUCAGAAGCAGACGAAGAAAAGUCGACUUGGCCGCCCUGGAACUUGCCCCACACCCAUUCCGGGGGGCCGGAAGUGGAAGUGACGGACACGGAAGUGGCCUGCUGUUGCCGAGGGGACAGGCCGGGCAGAUGCCAACAUGGCAGCGGUUGGGGUUGGCGGUUCUACCGCGGCGGCUGGGCCAGGGGCAGUCACUACGGGGUCGUUGGAGCCUGGGACCGCGAAUGCGGGUAACGUGAAGCACCUGAUUCUGUUCCUCCACGAGGCUGUCCUGGUGCAGUAUGUGGACACGCUCAAACUUGCGGUUCCCUCUCUCAUUUACACCUUGCAGAAUAACCUCCAGUAUGUUGCCAUCUCCAACCUGCCAGCUGCCACUUUCCAGGUGACGUACCAGCUGAAGAUCCUGACCACAGCACUGUUCUCUGUGCUCAUGCUGAACCGCAGCCUCUCCCGGCUACAGUGGGCCUCCCUGCUGCUGCUCUUCACUGGCGUCGCCAUUGUCCAGGCACAGCAAGCCGGUGGCGGCGGCCCACGGCCACUGGAUCAGAACCCCGGGGCAGGCCUAGCAGCUGUUGUGGCCUCCUGCCUCUCCUCGGGCUUCGCAGGUGUCUACUUUGAGAAGAUCCUCAAAGGCAGCUCAGGCUCUGUGUGGCUGCGCAACUUGCAACUGGGCCUCUUUGGCACGGCCCUGGGCCUGGUGGGGCUCUGGUGGGCCGAGGGCAGCGCUGUGGCCCACCGUGGCUUCUUCUUUGGAUACACACCUGCUGUCUGGGGUGUGGUACUCAACCAGGCCUUUGGUGGGCUGCUAGUGGCUGUCGUUGUCAAGUAUGCUGACAACAUCCUCAAGGGCUUUGCCACCUCCCUAUCCAUUGUGCUGUCCACUGUGGCCUCCAUUCGCCUUUUUGGCUUUCACCUGGACCCAUUAUUUGCCCUUGGCGCUGGGCUUGUCAUCGGUGCUGUCUACCUCUACAGCCUUCCCCGAAGUGCAGUCAAAGCCAUAGCUUUCACUUCUGCCUCCCCUGCUGCCUCUGGGCCCUGCAUUCACCAGCAGCCUCCGGGGCAGCCACCGCCACCGCAGCUGUCCUCCCACCGUGGAGACCACAUCACGGAGCCCUUCCUGCCAAAGUCAGUGCUGGUAAAGUGAGGGCUAGUGGCAGUGGGGGGAGAUGGGGAGGGGGAUGGGGUGGAGGGUGUUGGGCAUCUGCAGGACCUGAGUCGUCAAUGGGACCUGGCUCCUCUCUGGUUGGAAGAUGGUCUUUUCUUCCAGAUCAUUGAGACUUCCGGAAGGGCAUGGGACCAGGGCCAGAGAGACUGAACCCCUUCCCCUGGAAAGGGUUUUUAGACCUGCUUCCUCUACUGCAGUUGAACCUCUUUGGGGACAGGGUUAGGGGUAUUGUCAUUCAAGGCCUUCUUUGUCUGCACACCCCCAUGUGUGGGAGGAGUCCUGUCUCUAAUGCCUGGGACAGUCCUUCCUGGUUAUCCUUUGGUAAGGACAGACUGGACAAGUCGGCAGCUCUUCAGUAAUGACUAAUGCCUCCCUGUGGGGUUCAGCUUCCUAUCAUUUGAGGCCUUUAUUCCUCCCUUACCAGUACUCUGGAUCAUGUUAGCAGCUCAGUCUCUCAUGUGGCCUUGGGGCAGCUUCCCUGACACAGGCUCUUGGAGCAAGGGCCUUGAAUCUGGGCCUGUAGAGAGCACCUUGGGGGAGGAGGAGGCUCGAUCUGUCAGCCCUUCUGGGGGAGGGUGCAGUAGGGGGCAUUUUUGUUUUGAUGAUUUGGGGAUUCGUAGUGUAAUCAGAUCAUUGAUGAUCCAUUAUAUGGGGGAAGUGGGGAGGGGUGGUUCUUGAGGUGGCUGAAUCUCAUUCAGUUUAAGACACUGGCAGUUGCCAGUGCAGGAUUACUUUCUGAGAAGUCCAGAAAGGAAAAAUAAAGCUGCCAAUCCCACUCUUGCCUCCCCAGUUGGCUGUACAGGGCGCCCUUACUUCAUGAAGAAGGGGUAUCUUAAGAGUUGAACUGUGGAGCCUGCCCCCUGCACUCCCCAAAGCUUAUUAACCCCUUCCUUAACCGUGUCCCAGAGUAUGUGUGCGUCUGUGUCUGCUUACGCAUGCGUGUGCGUGUGCAUGGGAGAUGCCUGGACUGUCUGCAAUAUGUAAAUAGGGCCAUUGGAUCUUUAUUUUUUGAUUAAUUUGUUCUGAUUUUUUGGUUGGUUUUCUAAGGAACUGUAAUGAACAAAUGUCAGGAUACCCAAUGCCAAAUAAAGAUGUUGUAUUUAUUUA